AUGUACCAUAAAUUCCUUAUCCACUCAUCUGCUGAUGGACAUCUAGGUUGCUUCCAUGUCCUAGCUUUUGUAAAUAAUACUUCAAUGAACAUUGUGUUCAUUGUGUGUCUUUUAAUUCAGGUUUCCUCAGAGUAUAUAUCCAGCAGUGGGAUUGCUGGGUCAUAUGGCAAUUCUAUUCCCAGUAUUUUUUGUUUUUUUUUUAAGGACUUUUCACACUGUUCUCCAUAUUUGCAUUACCACCAACAGUAUAAGAGGGUUCCCUUUUCUCCACACCCUCUCCAGCAUUUAUUGUUUGUAGAUUUUUUGAUGAGAUAA
Molecule: messenger RNA, 315 nt
Organism: Rangifer tarandus platyrhynchus (Svalbard reindeer)
Lineage: Eukaryota; Metazoa; Chordata; Mammalia; Artiodactyla; Cervidae
Source: the annotation of a GenBank genome assembly